CAUUGGUCGGCGGGGUCAACAGCGGAAGUGGUGUCGUUCGCCUCGUCGGCCGAUACUGACACGCAUUCACCGGCUUGCUCGGGUUAUUAUUUUUGUCCCCACCCCGCCGGAUUCUGGGUGUAGCUGCCUGUCCUGGUUUAUGAUCGGCCGCCUGUUCGGUAUCGUGUCUCAGAGGGUGCCGAGCUUGUUUCACCGGGUGUCGCUGAUGAUGAAGCCGCAGGUUGUGUUCGUGCUGGGCGGGCCUGGCGCCGGCAAAGGGACUCAGUGCUCCAAAAUCGUGGAGGGCUACAGCUACACCCAUUUGUCAGCAGGGGACUUGCUGAGGGAAGAGCGCGCCAGAGAGGGAUCACAAGUCGGACAGCUCAUCGACAGCCACAUCAAGGAGGGCAAAAUUGUCCCUGUGGAGAUCACCAUCAAGUUACUCAGGACGGCCAUGGAAGACACCAUGCAGAAAGACGAGAAAAAAUUCCGCUUCCUUAUUGAUGGCUUCCCUCGCAAUGAGGACAACCUUCAGGGCUGGAACGCUGUCAUGGAGGGCCAAGCAGAUGUCAAAUUUGUUCUUUUCUUUGACUGCAGCAAUGAGGUUUGCAUCCAAAGAUGUCUAGAGAGGGGAAAGAGCAGUGGACGCACGGAUGACAACAGAGAAAGUUUGGAGAAAAGAAUCCAAACCUACCUGCAGUCUACACGACCAAUCGUUGAUCAGUAUGCGAAACUUGGCAAGGUGCGCACCGUAGACGCCUCUCGUUGUGUGGAUGAGGUGUUUGCUGAUGUGAAGGCCAUCCUAGACAAGGAGGGCUGAGUUUCCCCGACUGCCAACAACAUUCACUUACUUUUUUUAGUAGUUUUCUUUUUAUCAACUGCAAUUACACUAUAAGUUUAUAUGUCAAUUCAUAUGACUUUUUACUUUUGUUUACUUCUUUUUUUUUUUUUUCCAUCUUUUUUUUGUAAAUGAUGCACUGUUUGUUUGUGAGUGUGUGUACAAUAUGUAUUGUUACAACUGAGAAGUAGAGGUGCCUAGCAGCUACUACAUAGUUUGAGGCCUUUGCAUAGGAACAAGAUGGAUCAUUAGCUUAGAGGGGCACUCUCUUGUCAAUCACAGACACUUCUAGUACUGGAAAUCGCCACAAAAAAUGGUAUACUGUAUAUCACUGAUGUCUUCGGCGUAUCAUGUCACCGGAAGCAGCCGUAAUGCUUCAGACCAAAUAGUUGUUUGACCUAAUGAUGACAUACUUGACAAAACGGCUGAUAGCCUCCGAAUAAAAUGCAUAAAACACGUGUCUCAUGCUUAAUCCACAGCACUUCAAGGGCACGGUUAGUUGCAUCUGUGCCAUGUAGCGUAACAGGGUAGAUGAUUCAGUGAUGGGCGUCCCAUUCUUUGAUUAAAUACUUCAAUGUGUACUGAAACCUCAGUGUGCUUCGUAACAGCUGUGAGAUUAGGGCAUAAUCAAUGAGGAAAAACUUGAAGAUAAAAAUGAUCGUGUUCUUAAAUCUGUACUGUAUCUGCUUGAAGGAGGGGCGGUGAGACUGACAAGUAAAAAUAUUUUUUUUCCCUUGGAGACUCUGUAAGGGGUACCUAUUUAUACAUUUUGUCCAUUUUUUUGUAAAUGUCCAAUUAUCAGUAUAGUGCUGUUGUCCAUCAAUUAAAAGAUUUUGGAGAAGUUA
This is a messenger RNA of Acanthopagrus latus (yellowfin seabream), 1662 nucleotides long. RefSeq names its product cytidylate kinase (gene cmpk1). The record is from RefSeq and is a predicted model, not a curated record. The coding region runs from base 140 to 799 and encodes 219 amino acids. Gene Ontology annotation, cellular component: nucleus; cytoplasm. The transcript has 6 exons. Lineage: Eukaryota; Metazoa; Chordata; Actinopteri; Spariformes; Sparidae. Gene Ontology annotation, molecular function: ATP binding; UMP kinase activity. Gene Ontology annotation, biological process: 'de novo' pyrimidine nucleobase biosynthetic process; CDP biosynthetic process; UDP biosynthetic process.